Messenger RNA from Triticum dicoccoides, 1278 nucleotides. RefSeq names its product 2-hydroxyisoflavanone dehydratase-like. The record is from RefSeq and is a predicted model, not a curated record. Gene Ontology annotation, molecular function: hydrolase activity. NCBI's taxonomy places the organism in Eukaryota, Viridiplantae, Streptophyta, Magnoliopsida, Poales, Poaceae. Bases 1 to 993 code for a protein of 330 amino acids. The transcript has a single exon.
AUGCGCGCGAUGGAUCCAGCUCCAGCACCAGCAGCCGGCAAGAUGCGGUUCGACUCGCCGGCCUUCCGCGUCCACGAGGACGGCCGCGUGGAGCGCUUCUUCGGCACGGACACCACCCAGCCCGGCUUCGACGCGGCCACCGGCGUCACCUCCAAAGACGUCGUGCUCGACGGCGCCACCGGCGUCUUCGCCCGCCUCUACCUACCGGCUGCGCUCCCCGACGGCCCCGGCCGCUGGAGCAGGCUGCCCAUCCUCGUCUACUUCCACGGCGGCGGCCUGGUCCUCGGCUCGGCCGCCUCCCAGAUGUACCACGGCUACCUCAACUCCGUCGUCGCCCGGGCCGGCGUCCUGGCCGUGUCCGUCGACUACCGCCUCGCGCCAGAGCACCCGAUCCCGGCGGCCUACGAGGACUCCUGGAUGGCGCUCACCUGGGCCGCGUCGAGGGUAGGCGACCCGUGGCUGUCGGAGCACGGCGACGCCGGCCGCAUCUUCCUGGCCGGCGACAGCGGCGGCGCCAACAUCGUCCACAACAUGGCGAUCAUGGCCGGCACUCGAAGCACUGAUCAGGACGGUUUGCCCGCGGGGGCGCUGGUGGAGGGGGCGAUACUGCUGCACCCCAUGUUUGGCGGGAAGGAGCCGGUGGACGGUGAGGCGGCGGACACGAGAUAUCACAUGGAGAAGCUCUGGGCGCUGAUAUGCCCGGACGGCGACGGUCUAGGGGUGGACGACCCGAGGCUGAACCCGAUGGCUCCUGGGGCGCCGAGCUUGCGCGCACUAGCUGGCCGGAGGCUGCUCGUCUGCUCGGCCGAGAGGGACUUCGCGCGGGCGAGGGCGGCCGCGUAUUAUGAGGCCGUCAAGGGGAGCGGGUGGCCUGGCACGUCGGAGUGGCUGGAGUCCCCGCGGGAGUAUCAUGGGUUCUUCCUCCUCCAGCCGGAGCGCGACGAGUCGUCGGUUCUCAUGGAUCGGGUGGUCGCCUUCCUCUCCGGCGAAUGAUCUGCAGGAGAUCGAUUUUUUCAGAAAAAAGGAUGUUGUUUGUGAUUGUGGCCGAUCGGUGGAUCUCAGCCAUUGACAUGCCCUUCUUUGAAUAUUCAACGACCAGCAAUGCUACAUCUACAGGGGUUUUACAGGAGCUUUACAGGCUAGGCUUAGGUGGGAUGUGUUGAUUGAUUGUUAAGAUGAAGCGGGCCCCAUCCUGAAAAUCAGGAGGGGGAGAUUAGUGAGGGGAGAGGGUUAGUCCGUUAACUCUUGUAAAAUCUUCCCGUACGUCUAGCAUUUUUG